GCAGCCUGGGACCAAACUCCCCCCCAUGGCCAAUUUACCUGGGUCGGCUUCGGCGGACGCACGCAGUCCCAAGGCGACGGCGUCGGCUACAAAGGCAACGUUGGCGACCCAUGGGGUAGCAACAUCAUCCUACUCGACUCCGAGACCAGCGCUCCAAAUUACAAGUACGUCGCGCAGCUGCACGGCCCCAAAGAUGAAAAUGCGGAAUCCUGGAGAGUUGUCUUCUGGAACAAGAUCGGCCCAGAUGGAAAAAUGUCUGGGUGGUACCAGCACUCUGCGCUUGAGUUUGAUAUGUUGCCUAACGAGAUUAAAUACGUUGCUUUUGACGAGAACUCGCAGGGUGCGUUUGGCGCUGUACCCGGUGAUCACCUUCCUAUUGAUCAGUGGGGUGGCUGGUCUAGUACCUGGGGCGAGUUCGAUUUUGGUGACGUGAAGAAUCAUGCUAUGUCUGGGUGGGAUGUGUCGUGUAUUCAGGCGCAGAAUGCCGGGCAAGAGGUACAGGGGAUGAGGAUGUGUUUGUCGAAUGGUGACAAGUGUUCUACUAUUACAACAGAUGCGAAGAAGGUCGAGAAUGCAUAUCCGAGUGAUAAGGCUGGGGUUGAUGGGCUAGGAGGUGUUGUUGGGGCUGGGGCUGUUAGGAUCGUAGUUGAGCUAGACUAUGAUGAGUAG
Aspergillus ruber CBS 135680 is the source of this 669-nucleotide messenger RNA. RefSeq lists its product as uncharacterized. The annotation marks the transcript as partial. Lineage: Eukaryota; Fungi; Ascomycota; Eurotiomycetes; Eurotiales; Aspergillaceae. The record is from RefSeq and is a predicted model, not a curated record. The transcript has a single exon. Gene Ontology annotation, molecular function: IgE binding. Gene Ontology annotation, cellular component: extracellular region.